CGUAUAUCGAGUGAUGGAUGCACUUGGGACUGGAGAACACUCGAGAAGCUAGCGUUGCUCUAGGCGAUAGCCGAGAACAACUUUUAUGCUUCUUUCAUGCUCUCCAAACUUCCCGUGAGCAUCCAUAACUCGAUAUCCGCACGCUAGGCAUGAACUAAAUCUUUAUCACUAUACAGACCGGUCCUAAGCCGGUAAAUGACUUAUCUAUUUUCCUCUCUCUUUUUCCUCUCUCUUUUUCCCUCUCACCCUCAAUCAUUUUUAGACCUUUUCCACAAACACAAUGAACCACGCUAAGGACCAAUCAGAUUGCAGGAUUCGUUACUGUGCCCUCUUAUCACAUAUUUGAUGAAUAAAACAGUCCAAAGUCUGCAUUUUGUGCCUGGUCUGCAUUUCGUGCCUAGUCUGCAUUUUGUACCCAGUCUGCAGUCUGCAUUUUGUACCUAGCCUGUAUUUUGUACACGGUCUGCAGUCUGCAAACUUUGUACUGACUGCUUGCUAAACCAUCACGCAACGCACUUUGCGAUCGAAUGCUUUAUUCUGUGUAGUCUGCCCACAAAAAUUUAUUUUUGAUACGAGUUAUUUUUCUCUGAGCGCGUGAGAGCGGCCGCAACGCGUACGGGUUGACUUUCCCCAGGACCACCCCCUUAUGUUCCGGUUCGGGGUUUUUUUCAAAAACCCUGCGGUUAGUGCUGCUGCUAAUUGCGAUCGAUGAACUCCAAAAAAAAAAAAAAAAAAAAAGACAAAAUAGAGGGUGUGUGGAGAGACUAUAUUCUGGGAUACAGAUCCUUCUUGCAACCACGAGCAACAACCGCCACCUACUGGCACACUCACACUGUAACGCAAUCAUUUGCCGUGACGCGAACUCUAUCCCAGUCUUUUUGGGCGGGGAGGAUUUGAGACGAGACAUCUGGAGACAUUAUUCUAUUCCCGGGAGAGGGAUCAAGAAGAAAAUGUCUGUUUCUAAUAUAACGGCAAGGUAUCAUUGUAAGACUAAACUUGCUACCUAACGCCAUGUUUAAACGACCUUAACUUGGCGAUCAAAGUGUAGUUCAAAGAGUGAGCCCGAUACCAUGUGCGAAUGAUAGAAACGUAUUAAGCUUGCUUUAGUUUGAGACUUGUUUACACCGUUUGUGCUUGCUCAGCUAAUCAUGAUGGACGAAUUUGAAACGAUAAAUCUCGACACUCAAGAGUGCAAGAUUUGUAAGCAGCAAACUGGAGAAGAGCUGAUCUCUUGUAUUUUGCAUGAGAUGUUUUCGAGCCCCGGAUCCCAGUCCAGUACAUCUUCGACUGGAGUCGAGGCCUUCGCGCAUCGAAUUUGUCUUGAAAGGUGGGAUGCGGUUAUGAAAAGCUCUUUUCAUCCCCAGCAAAAAAAGUCGUGGAAAGAUCGAAUAAUGGGCCUUAUUAAUGUUGGACAAACUUCAAACCAGGGUUCAGUAGAAACUUGGACCCCAACUGAUCAUUUGGAUCAUGCAGACGAACAAACUGAUCGACAGCUGCCAGGUAAUGCCCAACAGUCUGUGUUUACUGAGAGUAAAGAAGCUUAUCGUGUGGAAGUUGUCGAGAAUGAGCAUGGUCAGUGGCCAAAACGUAAAGUCCGUAUACGUUCCGUUGACUUGGAAGACAGCGAAGUUGACGACAAUGAACCUGUUGCAGCUGUGUCUAUCUCAAGGGAACGAAACUUUAUUCGGCACACAAGGUCGACAUUGUUGCAUUGUGAUUUGACCCAGCUGAAGGAGUUUAUUGAGGAUCUCAUAUUGAAAAUUAACAAAGUGUCAUCAGAUCUUGUAAUUCAGCUUCAAGAAAAAGACAGUCUUCUCCUUCAGAAACACACCAUGAAGGUUACUGUGGGACAACUGAUCAAUCUUCAGUCCAAUGUCAAGACAGCAGGUGCACAAAAUGUAUCAAGACCUACAAACUCCAGAAGAACCUUUGACGAUAUGCUGCCUUAUACAUAGUGCCUUGUACAUAUAUGUAGUUAGUUUAAGAGUCAGCUGUUCAAAAAGCUCAGCCCCUUGGAUUGUGGCAUUCUUAAGGUAAAGGUCUUACUAUCAGCUCAGACAUAUUCCACAAGGCCUAAUAGGUCAAACCUAAUAGGUCAGACAUAUUUGGUCAGACUUAUAGGUCAGACUUAAUUGGUCAGAACUCAUAGGUCAGAGCUAAUAGGUCAGACCUAUUAGGAGAAAGAUACUUCACGUGUGAAACAUGAUUAUUAGCACACAACAGUAAUCAAUCUACAGCAGCUGUUGCCCUUUCUUGUGUUUGUUUUUUUGUUUUGUUUUUUUCUGAAAACCAGUUAAAAAGAGGGUAUAUCGAACAAGUAACUUAUUCCAAAUUUUCAGUUAUUUUCCUGCCAGCUGUACACACUUUUAGGACAUGCAGGGUGCUGUGUAUACAUUUCCCCAGAAGCCGAAUACUAUAUUUCUAAACGAAUUCAGAAAUGAAAUUUGUAGGAUUAGGAUUAGUUUUGUAGCAGUGCAAAUUGUAUAGUUUUGUUACUCGUGUUUUAAAAGGUUCAAUUGGAUUGUUCAAAAACAAUUGAUACUAUACUUGUGUAAAUAAGAUUAAUAUAGAAUAUAUGUUUCAUAAAAAAUAGUAAUAAUAAUAUUUUAUAUGUAUAUAUUUUACCUACCUUGCAAGCUUCUACUUUUUGAGUGUUUCUAUAUAUAUCUAUAUUUAUUUCUAUAUAGCUGUUGAGCAAAUUAAAUGCACAUGCAUGCCAGUA
Molecule: messenger RNA, 2722 nt
Organism: Orbicella faveolata
Lineage: Eukaryota; Metazoa; Cnidaria; Anthozoa; Scleractinia; Merulinidae
Product: protein EURL homolog
Source: RefSeq, a predicted model, not a curated record